AUUGACAAUUGAAUUUCUUCAAGGCUGUCCUACACCAGCCACCGUAGUCCGCCCCUCUUCAGAGAAUAGAAAAGUUUAGAAAGUGUCGCAGUGUAUUGCCAGGUAUUGUCAAAUGUUAGGCAUCCACCAACUGACGACUUCAGGUGAAGGAACCGUCUUAUAAGAGUCUGAAAUAUAACGGAUGGUAAAUGAAUGGUGUACUAAAGGAUCUGUAUCGUUUUGCGGGCUAGAUUGAUCUUUAGAGAAGUUGAUGCCGAAUGAAAACUGCGAAGCUAACUUCUUUGGUUGCCAUAGCAACACACGCCUGAGCCUCAGUGAGUGGGAGUUUUGCAUUUACUGGUGGCGAACGAUGCCCAACUAGGUUGUCGGUACAGGAGGGAACUGCUAGGGCCUAGCUGAUGGAAUUCCUCGAGUCCUCCACGACGCGCUGACGCAGCCAGAGGCUUCUGGAGCUGGCAUUGAAAUGGCCUCCCAGUGGACGCGCGUGAGCAGCGCAGAGAGGAAGGUGCCUCACACGCGCAUGGAGGAUGAGAUCGACAUCCAGCAAAUCUACUCCUUUGGGAGGAAACUAGGUCAAGGAAGCUUUGGGGUCGUCUGCGAAGCCACCCACAAAGACACGGGAAAGAAGUGGGCCAUCAAGAAGGUGAACAAAGAAAAGGCAGGGAGCUCUGGAGUGAAACUGCUGGAGAGGGAGGUGAGCAUCCUGAAGCGAGUCAAUCAUGAGCACAUCAUUCACCUGGAGGAAGUCUUUGAGACGCCAAAGAGGAUGUACCUGGUGACGGAGCUGUGUGAGGGCGGCGAGCUGAAGGAGCUGCUGCAGAAGAGGAAGCGCUUCAAAGAGGAGGACGCGUGCCACAUCAUCAGCAGCCUUGCCGAGGCCAUCGUCUAUCUGCACAAGAAGGACAUUGUGCACCGAGACCUCAAACUGGAAAACAUACUUGUUAAGAGUUAUCACCAUGGCGACGAUAACAACACGGUUAAUAUCAAGGUGACAGACUUUGGACUGUCUGUGCAGAAGGGUGGGGUGGGCAGUGAGAACAUGCUGCAAGCCACCUGUGGCACUCCAAUCUACAUGGCUCCUGAAGUCAUCAACGGGCACGAGUACAGCCAGCAGUGUGACGUCUGGAGCAUCGGAGUCAUCAUGUACCUGCUGCUGAGCGGAGAGCCUCCGUUCAUGUCCAGCUCGGAGGAGCGGCUCUUUGAGUUGAUCAAGAAAGGCGAGCUCACCUUCAGCGCCCCUGUCUGGGACAGCAUCAGCGUCGCAGCUAAGAAAGUGUUGUGCUGCCUGCUGAAGGUCGACCCUGCCCACCGCAUCACUGCCAGUGAGCUGCUGCACAACCCCUGGAUCACAGGUGACACCACAACGGCGGGCACCACCACCAACGUGCUGGAGAUGAUGCGCCAGUUCCGGAAUGAUCUGGAGGACUCUGAAGUGGAUGAGGCAGACUCCGUGUUGCAGCAGCUAUCGCUGCACUGCUCUCAGGACAGCCAGGCUGAGCCACAGACGCAGACGCAGACGCAGACUCAGACUCAGACACAGACUGAGGCCUCGCUAGAGCAGUCCGGCUGCUGCAACUGUGUGUUGCUCACCGAGGAGGCAGACACAGACGGCAGCAAGCCCUCCACCCCUUCCAAACAGCGGAAGAAAAAGAAAUCCUCACCUUCCUCCUCCAAUGGGGUGAAAAAGAAUGGGUCGUUCUUAAAGACUUUCCAUAAUACACAGUCCCACGCAGGUGGUGGCAAACCCUCUGCAGGCCAGUCGGGCACUAAGCACAGCGGCCCCGCGGACCGGAGCGAGGCGGGCCCUUCCGCCAAGUCUGCGGCUGGCCCCAGCAAGUGCGAGACCCCGAGCGGCUCCUGCAACAGCCACGCCCCAUCUCCCAGCGGUGGGCACAGGACCGGCUCCCCUAAACCACCCCCUUCCGGCUGCGCCAAGACCAAGAAGGUCCCCUAGGGUUGGGGAAACACAGGUGGAAGCCUCGCGGGUCAAAAGAGUGCCAAAACAGCAGAAUGCGGUACGCAGUGUACCCUGGAGUGUGACUAGCCUGCUGGACACAUGAAACAUCCAAUUCCUUCCCCACCCACAAAAUAUGGCAAUUCUUCUGUGGCCUUUACCAGUGAAUCCUGGACUAUGCAGCCGAGUUGCUUAUCCAAGCACCACACCCAUUCCACCCAUCUUCCACUUCAUCAUCAUCAACUCAAACACAACAUCGUCAGUACAGUCCUCUGGAAGCAUUUAAUUUACUCCUGUUCUGUACCUUCAAUGAUGACCUCCCCUCCUUUGAACUGUGGUGGAGGCAUGAAAACCGGGAUGGGAUAGCUCUUGAAAUGGACAAGGCCAGGUUGGCUCAGGGCCACUAGCAAUGAAGAGUCAGCUGAGCAUGAGCAGGGCAUGCCCGUCCCGUCAUAUGACUUUUUUUAACCUACGCUCAGCAGCAGGUUAACAAUCUAAUCAUUAAAAAACACACAUAUUAAAAUAUCUUUUGUGAAACGAAGGAGAGUGUUAUAAUUAUUUAGAAACUGUAAGGAAUAUGUUGAGGGCAUACAGGGUUAGGUUGUUGUUACUCCAUAAAAGGUUUUUUUGAACCUAGCAACAAAUACAUCUCCAAGCUGUGUGAUACACAUUUAUUU
This is a messenger RNA of Clupea harengus (Atlantic herring), 2631 nucleotides long. It is a transcript of the gene stk33, whose product is annotated as serine/threonine kinase 33. Gene Ontology annotation, biological process: protein phosphorylation. Gene Ontology annotation, molecular function: ATP binding; protein kinase activity. Lineage: Eukaryota; Metazoa; Chordata; Actinopteri; Clupeiformes; Clupeidae. The record is from RefSeq and is a predicted model, not a curated record.